CCCGGCUCGUAAUGACUUUCCUUGUAUUGUAGUGUUCCUGGUGGCAGGCUAGAAUGCACAAUGCAAAAUAUUGCAGAAAACUUUCUUAAUACAUGUCCAUCUAGAGAUUAUAAAGGCGUUGAGGAUAAGCUUGAUACCUUUAUUGUUUUUAGUAAAAGAAGACGGGUUAUAUCAUAUACUAAGAGGAAAAGAAGGCAUGCAGACAAAUCUUUACUACUUUACACCAAAAUCCGGAUGGUUCGAUCGCUGUUGGAUAUCUUCAGAAAUGCUCAUGAUCUUCUGUCUCAGUCUGAUAUUAAACUUCCCGAGAUUGGAAGCAAUGACAAGUAUCUAAAUUCUGGACCACCAUUUCUUACUCUUUUGUACCCUGCGAGUGUUUGCUUAGUGAAAGGAUUUCUGCUGCUUAAUUUAGUAUUUUUGUUGUCUUUCAGAGGAUGUGCUUUAGCCUACCUCUUUAUGAUAUGCUUUUGCUUUACUAGAAAACUGGAAGUGCUCUGCUUGUACUAA
Messenger RNA from Rosa chinensis, 507 nucleotides. Its product is annotated as UTP--glucose-1-phosphate uridylyltransferase 3, chloroplastic-like. The transcript is spliced from 5 exons. Lineage: Eukaryota; Viridiplantae; Streptophyta; Magnoliopsida; Rosales; Rosaceae. The record is from RefSeq and is a predicted model, not a curated record. The coding region runs from base 61 to 507 and encodes 148 amino acids.